GGCGCCUCAGAAGUGGCAGGAAAGGCGAGCCGACUCCCACUGCGCCCUCGGGUUGCGUCUGCCUUUCUUCCUCCCUUUAGCGCGGGCGUCUUUCCCCCCAUCUUGCCUCGGGCGCGCCGUUCCUCCUUGUUCUGCGGCACCUUCGAUUCCAAUUCCCCGCCGCUUCUGAAAGAAGAAGCUGAGCAGCCUAGCCGCGGACUCCGCUCGCUCGGCUGCACCAUGAGCGCCGACUGCACGAGUUACAUGAAUGCCGACAAGGUGCUGGUCAGCGCCUUCAGCUGCCCGGGGGAGGACGGCGAGCCCGGCUCCAUCUACUGUUGCGGCUUCCAGGACCUCAAGUAUUGUUGCGAUGACCCGAACAGCUUCUUCCCCUACGAGCACAACUACAUGUGGUGGCUCAGUGUUGGAGCACUUAUUGGCUUGUCAAUUGCAGCAGUGGUCCUGCUGGCUUUUAUCAUCACUGUCUGCGUUCUUUGUUACUUGUUUAUCAGCACGAAGCCACAAAGCAAACUGGAUAGAGGCCUCAGUUUAAGCUUACAGUCAGCAGGUCGAGAGACUAGAGGAAGUUCUCUAUGUUAAAGAAAGGUGUGUGGAACAGGACAUGUACGGACCAGUUCUGCAAGCAAAUAGCAGAAAACUGCAUCUUUCAGAACACACCAGCAAAACUGUCUCACAGCCCAACAGAAACGAGUCUCUUGUCUUUAAGCUGGACUGGAAGAAUCCAACUCAAGAACCCAAGGAGCACAUUGAAAGUUGUUCUAUUGCUGCUGUGAAUGCUAUUAAUGCUCAGGGUCCAACCUGGAAUCAUCCAGGAAUAUGAAAUCAUGAUUGUCACCAUUCAUGUACAUUGCAGGCCCUGAUCCAGUGACAACCUUCCCCCUCUGUUAUACAAGUAUGUAUUGUCUUAUACUUGCAGGAAUGUUAACUUUUAAUUAAAUGAGCUACUAUUGCUUUUUUUAAAAAAAGUAACCUGUUGCUCAUACAGGCCAUCUUACAUGCCCAAAAUGCAAAUGCAACAGUAUAUUUUGAUUUGCAUAAUUUCUGUUAAGAAAGUGAUUUUUUGUGCCCCAAUAUUUUCCUUGAAUUAUGCAUCUGCAAACUUUUGUGUUAAACACAUGGUUCUUUCUGAACAAACAAUACCCCGUUUCCUAACAUUUCAUUUGUGUCUUCAUUGUCUACUGUGGAGACACAUUUUAAUGAUACCUGAAGGAGCGUCUCCACCCCUAUUGUUCUGCCCGGACACUGAGGUCCAGCACCAAGGGCAUUCUGGCGGUUCCCUCGUUGCGAGAAGCCAGGUUACAGGGAACCAGGCAGAGGGCCUUCUCGGUAGUGGCACCCGCCCUGUGGAAUGCCCUCCCAUCAGAUGUCAAAGAGAAAAAUAACUACCAGAUUUUUAGAAGACAUCUGAAGGCAGCCCUGUUUAGGGAAGCUUUUAAUAUUUAAUAGAUUAUUUUAAUAUUCUGUUGGAAGCCGCCCAGAGUGGCUGGGGAAACCCAGCGAUGGGCGGGGUACAAAUAAUAAAUUAUUAUUAUUAUCAUUAUCUUCUCAUACAUAUUAUUUAUUUAGUAUUUCUGCCCCACUCUUCCUUCCUAGGAGUCUAAGAUGGCAUACAGAUGAGCAAAGAAUAUAAACCAAAUCAAAACCUUAAGUACAUUAUACAAAGUAAUAUCAGCAAAAUGUUUUAAAAGACAGAAUUCACAGUACAUCAGCAAGGGAUUACAAAUGAUUGCUCACUGACCCUGAGCAGGGUCUCCCCUGCAGCUCUUAGGGUGAAAAUAGGCAGAUGUUGAGAAGGCACAAUAACUUUCACUAUAUAUACUAUUAAAGUUAGUUGUGGCAAUUCAAAUUGCAGCACAAACCAACAGUGCUUCACUCAAGGCAUGAGUUAAAGCGCAUGCUCAAAGCCAAAUUGAAGAGACUCCUCAAUGUAUUAUGUAAUCCUAAAUAGAAAGAUGCAAUUAGCAAUUAAAACCAGUUCCAUUAAAUUGGCUUGAUAAAAUUUAAAAGCAGGUAACAGUUUACUAAUUUGCCAGGAGCAUUUGAGGCCCACAGGAUCUGCUUCAGUGGCUUGUGAUUUAUAAAGACAUCUGUUAGUGACACCUUUGUUCAUCGGAGCAGCCGUUUCUCAUUAAACCAAGGUUCACAGUCUUCUAUGCAUCAUGUUAAUGAUAAGCAAGCCUGUUUAUCUCACACUAUUAUUUUUGAAGGCUUACAGUGAUCAACUCUCCUAUAUUAUAGACAUAAACUUGCAUGGGGUGGAAAACCCAUGGCUACAUAAAUAAAUAUGUCAUUCAUAGCAGGAAAGGCAUAUUGUUUAGAGAGCAUGGGUAGGCAAACUAAGGCCCAGGGGCCGGAUUCAGCCCAAUCGCCUUCUAAAUCUGGCCCACAGACAUUAGACUGUGUCCUUUUAUUUAAAAUGCAUCUCUGGGUUAUUUGUGAGGCAUAGGAAUUUGUUCAUUCCCCCAAAAAACAUAGUCCGGCCCACCACAAGGUCUGAGAGACAGUGGACCGGGCCCCUGCUGAAAAAGUUUGCUGACCCUUGGUUUAGAGCAGGGCUACAUGCCACUUUGAGGGCCACUUCUGUAGUUCUGCUAACUCAAAUGAGCUACAUUGUUAUGCGAACCAUAGAAAAGUACCGGUAUUUUGAUUAGUGUUAACUUUCCGAUCAUUUCCCCUCCUUUUCUUUCUUUCUCUCUUCUCCAUAGUACACUGUCAUUUCUUUCUGUAUCCCAGAAGUGGGGAGGCUAUGCCCUCCAGAUGUUGCUGGGCUCCAAGUGCCAUCAUACCUCAUCAUUGGUUACGUUGGUUGGAGCUGAUGGGAGUUGUAGUCCGGGGUUUCAGGCAGGGAGACAUUUAAAGCCCUAUCUGGAGAUGCUGGGAAUUGAACCUGAGACCUUUCUGCAUGCAAAGCAGAUGCUUUGUCCCUGAACUAUAGUCCUUUUCCACAAUUUCUUUCUCUCUCUGCACAAUCACAGGUCUGCAUUUUGUUUGCUUUCCCCAGGUACUGUACACUCAGUUUCUCAACUGCCGCCUCUGUUUUUGCCCACAUUCUCCUCCAUCACUGAAAUUCCAUUCAUUAUCUCUCUGCUCCCCCUCUGUAUUUUAAUCUACCAAUCCUCUCUUUUCUUAUUCACAAGUUUGUCUGCAUCCACACAUCACUUUGUUUUCUUCUCUCUGCACUUUUCCUUUCUAUUCCAUAGUUUAGGAUAAGGUUAAAACACAAAAGGGGCUGAAGCUGAUAUGAAUAGUGGUAGACAACAUGCCCCAUCAUCACAGGUAGGUUUUUUGUGGUAGGUUUUUUUUUAAAAAGUGUCAUAUUAAAUUGAUUUUUGGCAUGAGAAAUGGUCUAGCAUCUUAUUCUGCAUGCUCCAGGCAUCAUACCAGUACUCCAACACUAAUUGCUCCAUCUGUCCACUCCAUUAUUGCCAAAACUCUUUUAAAAAUGUAGAAUGAGAUCUCAACCAAUUGUUUUCAUCCAAAUCCCUAAGGACCUGCUGCUCUUAUCUCUGGAAAAUGUGCAUUCGGCAUCAUAGAAAAGGGACAACUUCAAAAUCUAUUGUUGGUAGUCUGCCAUGCUUAUGUGAAUUGUAUGCGAAUGAUUUAAAUUGGUGAUUGUAUGUAAAUUAAAAUGUGGGAAUUUUUGGUUACCCCAACAGCUUCUUUAGUCAUAUUUCUUUAAUCUAAGAUGGU
Messenger RNA from Zootoca vivipara (common lizard), 3690 nucleotides. NCBI's taxonomy places the organism in Eukaryota, Metazoa, Chordata, Lepidosauria, Squamata, Lacertidae. The record is from RefSeq and is a predicted model, not a curated record.